Molecule: messenger RNA, 1020 nt
Organism: Colletotrichum aenigma
Lineage: Eukaryota; Fungi; Ascomycota; Sordariomycetes; Glomerellales; Glomerellaceae
Exons: 3
Coding region: 1-1020 (339 amino acids)
Source: RefSeq, a predicted model, not a curated record
AUGGGUGACUCGGAGAAUUCAACGAGUGAGCCUGACCAAAGGCGACCCAAGCUGGAAACAACAGGGCCAACCACGCCUGUCGUUCUUGAGGAGUUUGGAGAUUUGCAACUCAGAGUUGGAUCCGAUCAUACUGACCAGCCCACCAUCUUCCUCGUCUGCUCCAGGACGGUAGCAAGAUCGUCGCCGGUGCUGAAGAGAAUGCUCUAUGGGGGUUUCGCGGAGUCCUUAAGCGCCCAGACAAAGAAGGAGAACUGGGUGGUCGACUUACCCGACGACAGACCUGACUCUUUCAAGAUCUUUCUCCAUGUCAUACAUGGUCACUUCGACCAAGUACCGUCGAGAAUCGCAAUUGACAACUUGUACCUACUCCUGGUACUGCUUGACAAGUAUGACAGCAUCGGCCUUAUUCGCCCAUGGGCAAAGCCCUGGCUCAAAGGUAUCAAGACAUCGGAAAGCUUGCCAUUGGCAUUGUACAUCGCAUGGAACCUUGGCCACAAGGAGACUUUCCAAUCAAAGAUGACGAAAAUCAUCCACGCAUCCUUCAUCGACGAGCAAGCUGAUCUGGACAAUUGGGGCUCCUCAGACGCUCUAGACACCAUCCGUGAAAUACGCCACAAGUUGGUGAGCAUUCAGUUUGAGCCGUACAUUCAACUCUACGAAUCCCUCAUCUCCGAGCAGGGACUAUGCCGCUACCGAGCUAGGGUGAAGCCCUAUCUCCUGGAAGCCGGAAUGAGAUGUGACUCAGUAGCUCUGGGAUCUAUGAUCAGGGAGUGUUUGCUCCAGGGCAUUGAUAUCAUGGCUCAAGACCCAGUGAAAGCUUACCGCGGGACUGUGCGUCAACUGGAAGACAAGCUCGCUGCAUUGAAGAUCUUCGUCGGAGAGAGCAACGACAAAACUGAGCAUAGCAUCUGCAGGAGAAAUCUUACGAAAUAUCGGGACAACAUUUCCGCAGACAACAAACGGAGGACAACAGAGGCGCUCGUGCUGACACCUCAAUACCAAGCCCGGAUGGAGGCGUAG